Molecule: messenger RNA, 663 nt
Organism: Dacryopinax primogenitus
Lineage: Eukaryota; Fungi; Basidiomycota; Dacrymycetes; Dacrymycetales; Dacrymycetaceae
Exons: 1
Coding region: 220-588 (122 amino acids)
Biological process (GO): translation
Cellular component (GO): mitochondrial large ribosomal subunit
Molecular function (GO): structural constituent of ribosome
Source: RefSeq, a predicted model, not a curated record
CUCCUCCUCCUGCUAGGGCACGAGAACCUCCCUGCCUCGCUAUUCGAGCGUCUGCGGCGAGAUCUCGCCAAAGCCGUCAACCCGCCCCCCAAAGGCAGCACCAGGUUGAUACCGGAUGACCCUAAUUCGCCCCUCUGGAAAACCCGCAACCCCGAACCGAAGGUACACGUUAUCCGCCCCUCGAUCCUAGCUGCUAUCCUACGCACCCGAGCUCCGCACAUGUAUCAUGUUCGCGAAGUGCUCAAAGGUCCCGUAGCCGCGCUCGCCUACCCCGUCCUUGAUCCCCCGGCACUGGCAAAACUCCUCCGAGUUCUGGACCGAGCCGUACCCAAGUCCUCGGAGGAGAAGAGGAAACCUCGGCUACAGAUCCUUGCUGCGUUAGUAGAGGGGCAAGUGAUGUCGGAGCCUGUUCUGAGGGAGACGGCCAAGCUACCGACGCUCGAGACGCUCAGAGCACAGAUUGUCGGGUUACUCAGUGCGCCGGCGGCGCAGACUGCGGGAGUGCUGGAUGCCGCCAGAGGAGGGAGGACGGUGGGGUUGUUGGAGAGUUACAGGAAGGGGCUGGAGGAGGGGGAGGCGGCUCCGUGAGGGUAUAAUGGGAAUAUAACAUUGUAUAUGCGCAUGCGCAUUAGUCUAUCAGGACAUCGGGGAAAUUAUAAACCA